AUGACCACCGAGGGCGGGCCGCCACCGCGCCCACCGCCGGCCCCGCUCCGCAGCGCGUGCAGCCCGGCCCCCGGCGCGCUCCAGGCCGCUCUGAUGAGCCCGUCGUCCGCCGCCGCCACCCUGGAGACCACCUCGUCGUCGUCGUCGUCGUCCGCCUCCUGCGCCUCCUCCUCCUCCUCUUCUGCCUCCUCCUCCUCCUCCUCCAAUCCGGCCAGCGCGUCCGCUGCCUGCAAGAGUGCGGGCGGCGCGGGCGCCGGGAGCGGGGGCGCCAAGAAGGCGAGCUCCGGGCUGCGGCGGCCGGAGAAGCCCCCCUACUCGUACAUCGCGCUCAUCGUCAUGGCCAUCCAGAGCUCGCCCAGCAAGCGUCUCACGCUCAGCGAGAUCUACCAGUUCCUGCAGGCGCGCUUCCCCUUCUUCCGCGGCGCCUACCAGGGCUGGAAGAACUCCGUGCGCCACAACCUCUCGCUCAACGAGUGCUUCAUCAAGUUGCCCAAGGGCCUUGGGCGGCCCGGCAAGGGUCACUACUGGACCAUCGACCCCGCCAGUGAGUUCAUGUUUGAGGAGGGUUCGUUCCGCCGCCGGCCGCGCGGCUUCAGGCGGAAGUGCCAGGCGCUCAAGCCCAUGUACCACCGCGUGGUUAGUGGCUUGGGCUUCGGGGCCUCGCUGCUGCCCCAGAGUUUCGACUUCCAGGCACCGCCGUCAGCGCCGCUGGGCUGCCACGGGCAGGGCGGUUACGGCGGCCUUGACAUGAUGCCCGCGGGCUACGACGCUGGCGCAGGCACCCCGGGACACGCACAUCCACACCACCACCACCACCACCACCACGUCCCGCACAUGUCGCCCAACCCGGGCUCCACCUACAUGGCCAGCUGCCCCGUGCCCGCCGGGCCUGGGGGUGUAGGCACGGCUGGGGGCGGCGGCGGCGGUGGGGAUUACGGUCCGGACAGCAGCAGCAGCCCCGUGCCUUCAUCCCCUGCCCUGGCGAGCGCCAUCGAGUGCCACUCUCCCUACACGAGCCCCGGAACGCACUGGAGCUCGCCUGGCGCCUCGCCUUACCUCAAGCAGCCUGCCACCCUGACGGCUAGCAGCAACCCCGCGGCCUCGGCAGGCCUGCACUCCAGCAUGUCCUCCUACUCGCUGGAGCAGAGCUACCUGCACCAGAACGCCCGCGAGGAGCUGUCAGUGGGACUGCCUCGAUACCAGCAUCACUCUACCCCAGUGUGUGACAGAAAAGAUUUCGUCCUCAACUUUAACGGCAUUUCUUCUUUCCACCCCUCUGCAAGUGGGCCAUAUUACCACCACCACCACCACCAGAGUGUAUGUCAGGAUAUUAAGCCCUGUGUCAUGUGAAUGGAGGGAUGGAGGCCAUGCCAUGGCCUCUUUCUCCAUGGAGGUGGGGGUUGGGCUGAAUGAGCUGACAUGGAACCACAUAAAGUACACCCGAUAGCAGUCAGUAGCACACCAGUCACUUAGAAUCCCCAGGCAAGCAUUGUUCACUGACACUUGUCCUCCAUUGGUAGAAGGACAGGCCCUGGCAUGGUAGUGCCCUAAAUGUGUGCAGGCGCCAAUGAGGGGGAGAGCUGAGAACUCAACUUCUUAGCAGAGAUGGUAAAAAGUUACCAUAUGAAAAACAUAAACAUGUAACUCUGGGAUCUUCGUUGCCUUCAGUUAUCAGGGUCUGAGAAACGCAGACGAGUUGUUUGUGUGUUUUUCUGUCUAUGAAAAUUUAUAUGCUUUUCAAAAAGGCAGUGCUAAACACAAGAUUUGAAGAAAGCAGCACCUUGUUGC
Messenger RNA from Pteronotus mesoamericanus, 1788 nucleotides. It is a transcript of the gene FOXF2, whose product is annotated as forkhead box F2. Lineage: Eukaryota; Metazoa; Chordata; Mammalia; Chiroptera; Mormoopidae. The coding region runs from base 1 to 1350 and encodes 449 amino acids. Gene Ontology annotation, biological process: regulation of transcription by RNA polymerase II; animal organ morphogenesis. The transcript is spliced from 2 exons. The record is from RefSeq and is a predicted model, not a curated record. Gene Ontology annotation, molecular function: DNA-binding transcription factor activity, RNA polymerase II-specific; RNA polymerase II cis-regulatory region sequence-specific DNA binding. Gene Ontology annotation, cellular component: nucleus.